Helianthus annuus (common sunflower) is the source of this 1188-nucleotide messenger RNA. RefSeq lists its product as uncharacterized. Bases 1 to 1188 code for a protein of 395 amino acids. The transcript has a single exon. The record is from RefSeq and is a predicted model, not a curated record. NCBI's taxonomy places the organism in Eukaryota, Viridiplantae, Streptophyta, Magnoliopsida, Asterales, Asteraceae.
AUGGACACCAAGCUCCACCCAGCUGUUACCGUCACCAACAUCAAAUCCUUCAUCCCCAUCACUCUUGAAUCUGACUCCGCACAGUACGCGACAUGGUCGGAGUUCUUCCGCCUCCAUUGUCGUGCGUUUCUGGUCUCCGAUCACCUUGAACCCCCUGCCGCUACCACAUCCAAUACCACAAAAACCACCGAUACCGAGAAAACAUCAGACCCAAAGCCUGCUAUCGAUUCGUGGGAGAGGCUGGAUGCCAUAGUCCUUCAAUGGAUCUAUGGCACCAUCUCCCCGGACCUCGUUCAAACUAUCAUGAAGAAAGGCUCCUCUGCCUAUGUUGCGUGGGCUGCUCUCGAGGCUCUGUUCCAAGACAACAAAGCUGUUCGCGCAAUCUAUCUGAAACAAAAGUUCAACUCUACCCGACUAGAAAAUUUUUCUAACAUGGCCACGUAUUGUCAGGAACUCAAAGUACUUGCCGACCAACUCAACAAUGUUGAAGCCCCUGUUGAUGACCAAUCUCUUGUGUUGCAAACAUUGGCCGGUCUCACCGAUUCCUAUGACGCCGUGGCCACUGUUCUCGGCAACACAAAACCACUGCCAUCCUUCAACGAGGUCCGCUCACAACUUUGCAUGAAUGAAACCCGCAAAGCCAAUCAAGCCAGCUCUUCCGUCAAUUCAGCCGGCUCGGCUCUCCACAUCACCUCUCGACCUGCUACCUCACCAAACACUUCCACUCCCCCUACCGACUACCGCACCGAAACUGGUAACAACCGUGGUCGCUCUCGUGGCCGCGGACGUGGUCGUGGCAGACCUGCUUGGAACCGCAACCGCAACCCAAAUCAGCCUCAACAAUUCUCGGCCCAAUACCCCUGGCCGUACGGCCCACCAGUAUGGCCCAAUACCCAUUCGCAAAAUUCCCAGUGGCCUACUUGGGCUUCGCCACCCUGCCCUUACCCGACUACCCCACAGCACAACUCCCACACUUCGGGUCAGGGAAUUUUAGGCCCACGCCCCAACGUCGCCAAUGUUGCCUACACCCCUACUGACAUCGCACAGGCCAUGUACACGUUGAGCUUAAACCCGCCAGAUUGGAACUCUGUGAUGGACACUGGCGCUACGGGUCAUUAUCUGCAACCGUCAGGUACAUCUCAAUCUCAUUUAAAUAAGAGUAAAAAAUCAAUAUAUCAUUGUCAGUGA